This is a messenger RNA of Lepisosteus oculatus (spotted gar), 1599 nucleotides long. RefSeq names its product NME/NM23 nucleoside diphosphate kinase 6 (gene nme6). The record is from RefSeq and is a predicted model, not a curated record. NCBI's taxonomy places the organism in Eukaryota, Metazoa, Chordata, Actinopteri, Semionotiformes, Lepisosteidae. Gene Ontology annotation, cellular component: mitochondrion. Gene Ontology annotation, biological process: negative regulation of mitotic nuclear division; UTP biosynthetic process; negative regulation of cell growth. Gene Ontology annotation, molecular function: nucleoside diphosphate kinase activity.
CUUCUAUUCCAUAGGUUUUACUGGAUUCAUAAUAUCAUAUAAAUAUUUUGAAGAUAAAAUUGAUAAAAGUAAAACCAUUAUUUGACAAAAUUGCUUGUAAUAACAAUCUUUCUCUGUAGUUAUUUAAAAUUUCUUAAGAUUACCACGGGCUACUGACUAGGGACGGAACUUUUCGUAGGCAACAUGGCGGCCUCCAGGGAAUGUGAUUUGGGUAAACGAAUGAAGACACAUAUCUAAAUAUUAGAAUUAGAGCACCUUCUGUCAUAGAGAUUUCUUUUCUUGUUGUCUAGAAAAUGAUGUUUACAACGUGUCGAUAUGCAAAGGCACUACAGCUCACCCUGGCUGUAAUCAAACCAGAUGCAAUGGCUCAUCCUUUGAUACUUGAGGCCCUUCAUCAAAAAAUCCUUGAGAACCACUUCAUUAUCAUCAAGUCAAAAGAUCUAGUUUGGCGAAGAGAGGACUCUCAAAGAUUUUAUGCUGAACAUGCAGGAAGAUUCUUCUACCAAAGGCUGGUUGAAUUUAUGUCAAGUGGCCCAAUGCGGGCUUAUAUCUUGGCCAGAGAAAAUGCAAUUUCUCAGUGGAGGGAGCUGAUGGGACCCACUAAAGUUUUUAGAGCUCGAUAUACAGCACCUACAUCCAUUCGGGGUGUGUAUGGACUGACAGAUACCAGGAAUACUACACAUGGCUCAGAUUCUGCGCAGUCUGCCAGCAGAGAGAUAGCUUUUUUCUUCCCAGAGUUCAAUAUGAAGGAAUGGACUGAGAAGGAGGAGCCAUUGGUCAGGGCUGGACAUGUAGUUUAUGAUAAGGAGAAACAGAUUCAUGUUCUCAAAAAAGAGGUUUGAUAUUAGAAAGGUCAAUUUACCAACAGACUGCAAAUUGCUGUGCAAAAAUGUGUUGAUAUAUCUGUCUAUGAACUGUAUUUUUUUAAGUAUUGAUUUUUGUAGCAAUGUAAAAUUAAUAUUGCACAUCUGCAGAAUUGUAAAUAGUAAGGACAUGGUCUAGCUAGAAGACUGACUAACUGAAUGCAAGCAAGCAUUCAGUUAACUCUUUCAUUAUUUCUGCUUAAUCCCUGCUUUUCUACUUUAAACACAUCUGCGUGUGUGAUAAUGAAUUUCUUGGCUUGGAUUAAUUCAUUAUUAGGCUAGUGUUUAGCAAAAGUGUUUUCCUACAUUACAUUUGUAAUGCUCAUUUUUAUAUAUGUGUUUAUUAUGGUAAAGGCACCAAUUGUCAUACGUACUCAUGUAUUAUUCUGUCUUUUUGCAAACUGUUCAUAAACAGCAAGAAACAAGCCUUGUAAAAUCAUAAUUAUCCUUUUGAAUUUUUUCUCUUCUCUUCUGAUCUGUUCAGUUUGAAAUUGAAUUGGAAGAAUUAAUUUAUGAAAGAUUUAUAUAGGUGCCUUUAAUAUUGUGCUCCAAGGUAUGAAUGAGAAAAUACGUUUAUUUACCCUGUUUAUACAAGCAGGAUUUGUUUUUAUUUCAAAGGGAGUAUCUGGUGAUGUUAUUUUACAGUAUGUACUAUUAAGAUGCCUUGAAAUCUUGGGAAUAUUUUCUAAUAAUGGCUGCUUGAUAUAAAAUGUUUAAAUAAAAUAUUUAAAGGUAA